GAUUCGAAUGGACCUAAGAUCAUUAUCUCGUUAUGGUUCCUCACAAUAUUGUCCUUCGUCCUUAUGGCCCUUCGUUUUGUCUGUAAAUACUGGUAUAGCAAAGGCUUCGGUGGCUUGGAUGACAUUAUUCUCUUCAUAUCCUGGGUCUUUGUCCUUCUCUACUGCGUGUUGACCGGGACUGUAGCUGUGAGUUAUGGACUAGGCAAGCACACCCAGGACGUCAACCCUCGCGAUAUGUCGACGGCUCUCAAGUACAUGAAUAUUGGAGACUUCUUCCUUAUACUUGCAAUAGCAGUCAGCAAAAUGUCUUUUUCGGUGACACUGUUGCGCAUUACGGUCCGUGGCUCGCACAAAUGGUUCAUCUGGUUCGUGAUGGUCUCCACCAACCUGGUCAUGUUCGCCUGUGCUUUCUUGAACCUUCUGCAGUGCGCGCCGGUGGAGAGCCUCUGGGAUCAGAAUAUUAAGGGAAAGUGUGUGCCUCCGUCAAUGGUUAAUUCCUACUCAAUUUUUUCUGGGUCGUAUUCGUCGUGUGCCGACAUGCUCCUCGCCGCAUGUCCCUGGUUGAUAAUCCGACAUCUACAAAUGAAUCGGAAAGAGAAAGCAGGUGUUAUCGUGGCCAUGUCGUUUGGAAUAGUGGGAGGCAUAACAGCAGCGGUGAAGACAUCCUUUCUUCCGGGUAUGAUACGCUGGAAAGACCCCUUGUUCGACGCAGCGGACCUCCUCAUUUGGGCUACUCUUGAAUCUUCGUUAUGUAUUAUCGCGGCUUCUAUUCCCUUUCUCCGCGUGCUGGUCCGCGAUGCAUCAUCAUCAUCAAACAAAGCGUCGCGUCCGUAUGGACAGAGC
Messenger RNA from Lindgomyces ingoldianus, 843 nucleotides. RefSeq lists its product as uncharacterized. The annotation marks the transcript as partial. The transcript is spliced from 4 exons. NCBI's taxonomy places the organism in Eukaryota, Fungi, Ascomycota, Dothideomycetes, Pleosporales, Lindgomycetaceae. The record is from RefSeq and is a predicted model, not a curated record.